This is a messenger RNA of Fopius arisanus, 1613 nucleotides long. RefSeq names its product transforming growth factor beta regulator 1. Bases 103 to 1158 code for a protein of 351 amino acids. The record is from RefSeq and is a predicted model, not a curated record. NCBI's taxonomy places the organism in Eukaryota, Metazoa, Arthropoda, Insecta, Hymenoptera, Braconidae. Gene Ontology annotation, biological process: regulation of cell cycle. The transcript has 5 exons. Gene Ontology annotation, cellular component: nucleus.
AAAAGCCAUAACCUCUAAAAAAGAGAAAAGCCAAAAUAUGUGAUAAGUAAAUGGGUGACUUUGGAGAUGAAUAAUAAAUAAAAGGAGGACAAGAAUUAACGAAUGAACCGAAUCAGAUUAAACAGAAAAUUAGUGAAAAUGUCACAUUCAUAUGAACGUUAUUGCAAUAAUUAUCACAAACAUGUAGAGCUUCAUGAGAAUUUGAAAUACAAGAAAAAAUACAGAACACUCAAGAGAAUAGUGAAAAAUCUUGUGUUUGAGAAUGCAGCACUUUGCGAUCAAGUAUCUGAUAUGCAGGAGAAUCUCGUUGUAGUGAAUGAAGAACGUUUAUUUUUACUGCGAAAAUUGUGUCAACUUCAGGGAGAAACUGAACUAUCUGCAUCCAGAUCUCAAUUGAAUUUCAAUAAUCACAUCAAUUAUUCGAAUAUUAGUGGCGAGGUGGUCGCAAAAAGAACGAGUAGAAAAAAAUCUCCCAGUGAUAAUUUGAACAGCCACAGUGGUAUAAAUAUUGAGACAAAGCCAAAGGUAAAGCGGUGUGGAAAAACAGCAAAAAAAUUAGUUCAGCUGAUACCUCUUGAUGUUCAUGGAAAACCACGUUUUCCAAUUUCUCUCGGUGAUUUGAGUGUUUAUUCACUCGGAGAAGUAAUAACGGACAGAGUUGCCUAUCACACUGAAGAUCACAUUUAUCCAGUGGGUUUUUGCAGUACAAGGGUCUAUGCCAGUCUGAAAAAUCCACGAACUAAGACUUUGUACACCUGUAAAAUAUUAGAUGGUGGUUUACAUCCGAGGUUUGAGAUAGUCUCAGACACUGAUUUAGAUCAACCAUUGAUGGGAGCAAGUCCUGAUGAGUGUCACGGCAAAUUAUUAUUGGCAAUAUCUCCAAUACUCUGUAAUAUACUGCCGAAAGGUGGACAUUUCUUCGGUAUUUCUCAGCCAACCAUUCAGAAUUUAAUCCAGAAUUCGCCUGGAACGAGAAGACUGGCUCAUUAUAAACCCCAACGUUUUGAAGUGAGCAAGAACCAAUCCAAUGAGAAUGGAGUGACUGUCUUAACUGAAGAAGAACUGGAUCCCGGAAUUAAUUUUGCUACAUUACACCAAACUUUUGUAUUCGUCUCUGAUUAUGGAGUUAAAGAAGAACCUUGUGAACAUGAUGUGUAGAUAAUUUUCAAUCUCAUAACGAUUAAUAAUAUGCUAUUAGCAUUGAAAAUUUAAGUAGGCUGGCAUUAGAAUUAAAGGAAGAAUGACCACGUGAUUGUUUUCCUCUCAUCAACGUAUAAUUUUGUAAAAAGCAUUACUUACUUACGUAAAAAAAAAAUUAAACCUAGGGUACACAUUGUUAUUUACAUUUUUCUACACCUUUGCAUUUGAUUAAUUCAAUGGAAUUUACCAGAACAAUUAUCCAACAAUUAUGCAUUACUGACAGACGAUUUGUUAAAUGUGAAGAACAACUCUUCCUUAUGAAAUUACAAUUGAUCUUUGUUGUUGAAUUGAUGGACUAGUUGACUGUCGUGAUAUUGAUCAUUACAGCAGUAAUAUUAUCCUUCACAUCUUACAUAUAAUUUGCUAUUAAUGGUUUAUAAAAUAAAAAGGAGCGAUACGUGCAAUCAUUAUUA